AUCUAAAAUGGCACAAAAUGUUGGAGCUGGAAGGGACCUUGGAGAACACCUAGUUCAGCCCUCCUUGUUUUCCAGGUGAGGUCAGAGGAGUGAAGUGACUUGCCCAAGACCACACAGCGAGUCAGGAGCAGGCCUGUCCCUCCAGCAGCGGUGCCAUGUCGUCCCCGGACCAUGGUGGCAGACGAGCCGGUGUGAACGCCCCAUCCUGCCACGUCUGUGAUGUGGGCACCUCACAUGACUGUCCCCUCCCAGCUCUUGGGGGGGACCUAGGACAUUCUGUGGGCCUGCAGGAAAGUUUACCAAAUGCUGCAGCUUUGUCCUUGUGGCGAUGGGCACCCCGUUAACGGCAACCUUGCAUUUGCUGUGUGGAGUGACCGUCACUUUACCGUCGGCAUUUGUGAAGGAAGCGUGUUUAUCUGAAAUUCUAAGAAGACAAGAGUCAGUCUAAGACGCCCAGCCAGUGGCGGCUUUUGUGAGCAGGUAGGCUGAUCUCUCUCAUCUGCACAGGAGGGAAGAUCUACAGCUGUCGAGGACGGCAGGUGGCAUCUCGGGGCCUCCUGUGUGCUGUGGCUCACGGUGCAUGGGGAAAGCAGCGGGUGUCGACGGACCCUGCGCUUGGGGAGCAUGGGGAGCUGGGAGACAGCAGGCAAGGGCUUCGUUAACAGAACGAACACCAGCCGCAGGCCCAGCACUGCGGGGAGCCGGCCAAGGCCACACUGGAGUCCUCACCCUCCCAGGCCAGCGGGAUGGGGUGGUGGGAAAACGGCAGCAAGCAAGCUUCAGAAGAGACGCUCAGCUCAGGAGGCGACUCUUAACGAGCCUCACCUACUCCAGGGUUGGAGCCCAGGAAGCAAACCAGCACUGCACCCUGGAUUUCAGCCAGCGGACGAAAGCCCUGCCCUCAGCUUUCUCAGACCAGCCCUGGAGUGGGUGGCCCGGGGAGACCUGGGAAGUGGCCCUGCUGGUCCUGCAGACUGUGGCUUUGCAGCUGUCUAGAUGGAGGGGUCACAGUUCUCUCAUGCUGGAUGAGGACACUGAUGCAUGGAAACUCACCCCAAACCUUGAAUCGUGAUGGCAUUUGAGGCAGCCCGACCGGCGUCACAUGAACCUGAAAAGAAUCAAGAUAUAAUUUAUUUUUAAAAUAAAUCAGACACUUUCAGAAUUUGACCCUAA
Macaca mulatta (Rhesus monkey) is the source of this 1173-nucleotide messenger RNA. The record is from RefSeq and is a predicted model, not a curated record. NCBI's taxonomy places the organism in Eukaryota, Metazoa, Chordata, Mammalia, Primates, Cercopithecidae.